CGGCCGGGAUGUCUGGCGGUGGAAACUACCAAGAGUUCAAAACAGUGGAGAUGCAGCAGCAACAGGAGCUGGAAGAGAAGAGCAAGGGAAAUCCCGGCGCUGGAACAGCGCAGGAACCGGAUUCAGGGUCCUUUCUGCCGUCUGCUCCCAAGACCCUGCUGUACCCGCGUCCUCACGCCGACCCCUACGAUUCAAGGAAAUACUUCGCCACAAGGCCCGGAGCCUUUGACCAAGCCAUGGAUGACCUCAGGGCCCAUGUGACAGCAAACAUGGGGGAAACGGCCCACAGCUUCUGGCUUCUGGCUGAGAUAGACCACUGGAACAACGAGAAGGAGCGUGUCGUGGUCAUCACAGACUCCGCCCUCCUGGUCUGCAAAUACGACUUCAUCAUGCUCAAGUGCCUGGAACUGCAGAGGGUUCCCCUGAGCUACAUCAACCGCAUCUGCCUGGGUCCUUUCACCUUUCCAGAGAAGUCCUUGGACAGGAGAGAGGGAGAAGGCCUGAGGAUCUUCUGGGACAAACAGCGAGAGCCAUCUCUCCUGGCACGCUGGAACCCCUUCUCCACCGACAUGCCUUACACGACCUUCACAGAGCACCCGGUGAAGAACAUCAACCAGAGGUUUAGCACCAUCUGCCAGAUCUCCGCCUUCACUGCUCAGCUGGUUCAAGCAGUCCAGAAUGCCGAAAGAAUGGAUCCCACAGCUGGCCGAACUGCCGGGGUCGAGGUAGCACACGAGCCCCUCCUGAUAGAGACCUACACAGGGCUGAUGUCUUUCCUCGGAAACCGAAACAAGCUGGGUUAUUCCCUCGCUCGGGGGAGUUUUGGCUUCUGAACGUCUGGCCAAUUGGGGUUUUUUUUUUUCCUUUCCCUUUUGCGGUGAAUGUGUUGUGUUUAUUCCCCUUGCACCUUGAAAUGUUGCUAAAGAGGAUGGGGGUUGUUAAUGAAAGGGCUGUGAGAUGCAACACCCCCACCUGGCCUUAUAAUGUGUGCUGAGUCCAACCAUUUAGCUCAUCGUGGACAUCAUCUCAGGCUGGAAGCAGCUCUCCAAGGCUGCAAACUUUCCCCAGCUAUACCCUGGGGAUACUGGGGAUUGAACCAGACACCUUCUGCAUGCAAAGCAGCUGCUCUGAGCUACCGUCCUGGAAUGGCAAAACCUCCUUUUCAGGGUUCAGGGCCACACAGGAUUUAACCACGGGGUCUGGAAAGACCUCCCCUGUUGAAAGGAGCCACAGUUCUCUAGAAGCCUGAAAACUGCCUGCAAGCCAAUGGCCCCUCUAGUCCAGCAU
This is a messenger RNA of Lacerta agilis (Sand lizard), 1287 nucleotides long. RefSeq names its product tumor protein p63 regulated 1 (gene TPRG1). The transcript has 5 exons. The coding region runs from base 9 to 833 and encodes 274 amino acids. Lineage: Eukaryota; Metazoa; Chordata; Lepidosauria; Squamata; Lacertidae. The record is from RefSeq and is a predicted model, not a curated record. Gene Ontology annotation, cellular component: cytoplasm.